AUGUUUGCGCAUCAUACCGACGUGACCUCAAGAUUGUCUUCAACGGCCUUGAACUACAGCUCCAAAGAGCUGACCUCAGCGCUACAACACAUCCGCACUCUCGUUCUCACAAUCAAUGUCGACGCGUCCGCGGCAGCGAUCCACGACUUGCACCCUCUGAACUGUGUUCUACGUGACGCUUUUGAACACUCCAUAAGACAGAGCGGGAUCCCCAAAGUGGAGCUGACCAUCAACGCUGCUGCAAUCUCGGUCGCGAAUUACGAGGGCCUUCGCGAAUGGCUGUCGCCCGCCGUCGCCAUUGCCCUCAGCGUCCCAGAGUCCACCUUUGCCCUGGAUCAUGAAGUUUGGCCCGACCUCGUCGGAGAGACAGUAUGGCCUUUGUGGCUGAGAAUCCCCAUCGACCCUCAAAACGUCCGCCCGCUUCUCCACACGUUGCAGGAGCUUCGCAAAGAAGUAGAGCUGUUCAACCAACUCCAUUCGGCUCUAAGCUGCAUGCGUAACAGGCAAAGCUGCCGUGAUGUCGAGAGCAUCUUCACGAACACCUUGGAGGGCUUUACGCUCUACCGCCUCAAGGAUGCCGCAACCCUACAGCGAGGCGUCGAUCGUGCGAGAAGUGGGCUUGAUAAGGCUGGGAAGAGUGGAGCUGUGGAGAACGCAGUUGGAGACCUGACGAGCAAACUGGAGCAACUGUUGACACUGCGUGCGACCAGGAAGGCCCAGAGGCGGAGGAAGAGCAAGAGUUAG
This is a messenger RNA of Saxophila tyrrhenica, 744 nucleotides long. RefSeq lists its product as uncharacterized. Lineage: Eukaryota; Fungi; Ascomycota; Dothideomycetes; Mycosphaerellales; Extremaceae. The transcript has a single exon. The record is from RefSeq and is a predicted model, not a curated record. Bases 1 to 744 code for a protein of 247 amino acids.